Messenger RNA from Aphis gossypii (cotton aphid), 1742 nucleotides. RefSeq names its product GTP-binding protein 10 homolog. Gene Ontology annotation, molecular function: magnesium ion binding; GTPase activity; GTP binding. NCBI's taxonomy places the organism in Eukaryota, Metazoa, Arthropoda, Insecta, Hemiptera, Aphididae. The coding region runs from base 234 to 1424 and encodes 396 amino acids. The transcript has 7 exons. The record is from RefSeq and is a predicted model, not a curated record. Gene Ontology annotation, cellular component: mitochondrion.
AUCAGCUAGUAAACACCGACUACUGCUAAAGCCGAACACGCUCAGCAUAUUAUUACUUUUUUUCUUAUUUAAUAUAAAAAUAUAAAAUUAUAGUAAAAUUAAAUUGUCUAUAAUUUCGUUAAUAACUAUCAGAAUAAACUAACCUAACCUAUUAACUCAUUUAGUGACUAGUGACUACAUUGUGUGUAUCCAUAUACUAUGCCUGCUACAUCCUAAAUCGUACAAUUUUCAAGAUGUUUUGCUUUCAUAAAAAAUUGUUAAUACAAACAAUUGUUCGUCAAUAUAGUUCGUCAAAAAAAAAUGCAAAGCCUAUACGAAAUUAUUUAAAACAAAACUCUAAAUUUUUGGAUUCAUUAAGAAUACAUGUGAAAGCUGGUACUGGUGGUUUUGGUUUUCCUCGGUAUGGUGGCGAAGGUGGUAAAGGAGGUGAUGUCUGUUUUGUAGCAACAGAAGGUAUGACACUGAAAGAUUUUUUGAAAAAAUAUCCACUUAAAAAAAUACAAGCAGAAACGGGUGGUGAUAGUCAUUCUAGACGUAUACUUGGUCAAAGCGGUGAAGACAAAAAAGUAAAUGUACCUACUGGUAUCACUGUUUAUGAUGAUAAAAAUGUGUUAAUUGGUGAGUUAAACGAGCCAGAUUCUGAAUUAAUAGUUGGCAAAGGUGGAGAUGGAGGCAACAAAACAAAUGGAUAUUGUGGUUUAAAAGGGGAAAGCAAAUCUAUUAAACUUGAACUUAAAUUAAUUGCUGAUAUUGGUCUUGUUGGUUUUCCAAAUGCUGGAAAAUCUACACUACUAAAAGCUAUUUCUAAUGCCAAACCAAAAAUUGCUUCUUACCCAUUUACAACUAUAAGACCUAAUAUUGGUGUCAUGACUUAUGAAGACUUGCGACAAAUAUCAAUGGCAGACUUACCAGGACUUAUAGAAGGAGCUCAUUGUAAUAUUGGAAUGGGGCAUAGAUUUCUUAGACAUGUAGAAAGGACAAAAUUACUUCUCCUUGUUGUUGAUAUAAAUGGGUUUCAAUUAAAUCCCAAACACAAGUUUCGAUCAUGUUUGGAUACAGUAGUUUUACUAAAUAAAGAACUUGAGUUGUAUAAAGAAGAACUUCUAGAUAAGCCUGCUAUGUUAGUAAUUAACAAAAUGGACACUGAAGGUGCCAAAGAGAAAUAUUUAGAGAUUAAAAAUCAAUUAGAAAAUUUAGAUGAUGCUAUUUUGUCAUAUCCUGAUGAAAUAAAACCAUCUAAAGCUAUUAAAUUUGAUAAAAUUUUAAAAAUAUCAGCUAAAGAUCAACCAGAUGAUGUGCAACGAGUAAAAUUAACAGUUCGUGAACUUUUGGAUGUCAAUGAAGAAUUAAACAAUAAUAAAGAGUAUAAAUCUUUAAAAAGUAUCAAAGAACAAUUAAGAGAAUAUGGUCCUGUCCUAAUAUAAAUUAAUUUACAUUCUUUAUUAAUUAUUUUUGAUACUAGAAUAUGUUUUGUUAUUAUUAUUUUAAUUUACUUUUUUUUUUUAUUCUUGAUUAAGACUGUUGAUUUAAAUAAUUAAAUAUUUUAUUCAAUUUUUUAAUUCAAAAUAUUGUUUGAAACAUAUAUGAUGUAUGGCAUUUCUUCCUGUGUUUUAAUCAUUUUGAAAAUUGAAUUUAUACAUAGACAAAAUUCAAUCAUUGCUCUUAAAAAACAAGAUUCAAAUUUUAUAAAAAAAAAACACCAAGCUUUUAGAAAAUAAAAGUAAAUAAUUGUUUUUUAAUAA